UGGGUAUUUUUUCAGUGAUACUAACGGGUGUCAGUAUUUUCUCAGAAUAGCUAAUAGCUGAACCGUGCAACGCUGCUAUUGUAAGUUGCAACUCGUUGAGACCUUAAGCAUUAAUUUUGAAUUUUGCGCUGGAAGUGAAAAUUCGGUUUGCAAUAAAAACAAUUUCAAAAAUUAAAUAAGAAACUGCUUUUAUCAACCAAAAAUGAAUGUCCAGCGGAAGCUUUGGACGUCCGAGGAGGAGGACAUAUUCCUACGCAUUUGGCAAAAUUAUUUGGUAGCUGUGAAUGAUGGUAGAACUCUGACAGACGUUUGCAAAUAUCUUCAGGUUGAGUUUAGAAAUAAAGGGAUUGACGCCACGGUGGAUAGAAUAAAAACCAAAAUAUACUCGCUCAAGCGAAAAUAUAAUAAGAUCAUAAAAGAACCGAAUAAAAAGAAACAAUGGAAAAACUUUGAUAGGAUGGCCUUAAUAAUGGGAUAUCUGGAACAAACUCAAGAAAUAAAUUAUGAGGCUAGAGAGCACUCACACAGCUCAAGUCAGCUUUAUAAACAAAACAAUUACUGUUUUGAUGAGGUUGCGCCCAUGGAAUAUGCCGAAGUUCAAGUCGAAAUCGAGGACAUGCGGACAUCGUCAUCCUCAACGACGACCUUUGUCACAUUCCAAAAAUAUAUCGAAGCUAACGAAUAUCAAACCUGGUCAACCGAUUCGACUAUAGCUGCACCUAGUGCAGUGAAAAAGACCAAACCAAGGCGCAAACUUUGGGGCCUGGAAGAGGAAGACAUAUUCUUGGAUGUAUGGAAGAAAUAUUUGAGUGAUUUAGUACGCGCUGAAAUAAAGUUAAGUAUAUAUAAGAAAAUGGCAGCAGAGCUCAAAAGUAAGGGCGUUCACAUCAGAUGCUAUGAUAUCAACACGAAAAUUCAAUCGUUUAUUCGUAAAUUUAGCAAAGAGCGCAAUAAACCUGAUAGUUGCUCUAAGUGGGUUCACUAUGCCAAGGUGCGCGAAAUGUUGUGCCCUGCACAGACUCCGAGGCCACAAGGACAUGAAGCUCUAUUCUGCCCCAAGCCUAGCUUUUUUGAUUACUUUGCCAAUUACUACCCUAAACCCAACUUUAUUGAUUGCCCAAACAAUUGGCUGGCUGCUGACAAGCUCGAUUCAGAAUUUGAUAGUCCUUCGCCUGAGUGGGCAAGCUACUACCUUAAUCCAAAGUUGAUUGGUUACUUUAACAGUUGGUGCACUGAGGAUCAGCCAAUCGAUUCAGAAAAUUUGGAAAGUCGUUCCGCUGAUUGUGCAGACAACGAAAACUCCUUAGAACAAGCUAAUGAGAAUGAAUUCGAUGGAAAUAGCUCAGCAAAUCACUUGGAUAAUGCAGAGGACGCAUGCUAUCUAAUAUACCCAGAGAACCUCGCGAUGGUGGUGAUGGAGGAGUGUCAGCCGAUGGAGCACCCAAUCAAUUUAAGUGAAGCGAUCACCAGACAAGAACAAGUCGAACAAUUUGGUAGUUUUAUUACCAAAGAACUUCAUUUGCUAAACGACGAUCUUCUAGAAGAGGCUAAAACAAGAAUUUUCGAUAUCAUUCGCAUCAUGCACAUGAAGCAAGUGCAACAAAAUUAACCAGACAACUAAAUACAUUUAUAUGUAAGAUUCAUCAAAUUAAAAAUAUAAUAAAUUGUUAUUAUUAAGAUUGAUUUUUUUUUAAUUUUGUGAUGAUAAAAACCAAAAAACAGCAAAGCCGUGUACAUGAAACAAGUACAAUAAAAUAAAUGAAGCAACCCAAUAUA
Drosophila mojavensis is the source of this 1776-nucleotide messenger RNA. RefSeq lists its product as uncharacterized. Lineage: Eukaryota; Metazoa; Arthropoda; Insecta; Diptera; Drosophilidae. The transcript has 4 exons. Bases 203 to 1609 code for a protein of 468 amino acids. Gene Ontology annotation, biological process: positive regulation of DNA-templated transcription. Gene Ontology annotation, cellular component: nuclear body. The record is from RefSeq and is a predicted model, not a curated record.